AUGCAGCACACUGCAGGUGGCGUCAUUAAGAUGUCGGGCGGUUUAUUGUCUUUCGACAGCCGGGUUCGGACACUCCUAUGGGACAAGACAGUUUUGUGUGUUGAUCUGUGCCACAGCUCCCAGGUUUGCACAAUGUCUCCUCCGGUCCGCGUCAUCGUGGUUGGAGCUGGGUGUCGUGGGGAAAUCUAUGCCCACUUUGCAUCCAUCCAUCCAAAAAGAAUGCAGGUCGUCGCUGUGGCUGAUCCAAGAAAGUUUGCCCGCAACAAGCUACAGCAAAAACACAAAAUUGACUGUGAAAAUGUAUUUGAAGACUGGCAGAGUAUAGUUGAAAAGGAGAAAUUUGCAGACGCCGUGGUCAUUUGCACCCCAGACCGCCUUCACAGGGAUCCCGCUGUGGCCUUUGCAAAAAGGGGCUACCAUGUUCUUCUGGAGAAACCAAUGGCAACAACUGCUGAGGACUGCAGGGCUAUCGUGGAGGCUUGCACUCAGAGUGGUGUGAUGCUGUCUGUGGGUCAUGUUCUCCGCUACGAUCCAGUCAUCCACAAGAUAAAGGAGCUGAUUGAUGCCGGUGCCAUCGGUGAUGUCAUCCAUAUUCAGCAUCUUGAGCCGGUGGGGUAUUAUCACUUUGCUCACUCAUUUGUUCGUGGGAAUUGGAGGAAUGAAGAAGAGAGCUCUUUUGCUCUUCUGGCCAAAUCGUGUCACGACAUCGACCUAAUACAUCACUGGGCCGGAGGACGCAGGUGUGUAAAAGUGUCUUCAUUCGGAUCCGUCAGCCACUUUUUAAAAGAAAAGAAGCCAAAAGGUGCCGCAGAUCGCUGUCUUGACUGCUCAGUUGAAAAAGACUGUCCAUACUCGGCAUGCAAAAUCUACCUGGAUGCUGUGAAAAGGGGAAACACUGGUUGGCCAGUUUCGGUCAUAUGCCCGAACUCAUUCCCAGACGUUGAGUCAGUAACUGGAGCACUUAAGUCUGGGCCGUAUGGGCGCUGUGUCUACGAGUGUGACAACGACGUCUGCAGUAACCAGGUUGUAAAUAUGGAGUUUGAAGGAGGAUUGACCGCCGCCUUUUCUAUGGUGGCAUUUACUGAGGAGAUCUGCAAGCGAAAAACAACCAUCUAUGGAAGCACGGGGGAGCUGUCGUAUGACGGCCAUGAGAUACGUGUGUUUGACUUCCUGACUCAGAGAUCCACAAAGCACACCGGAAGUAGUGACGCUCCCAGCCAUUUUGGCAUGAGUGGACACGGUGGGGCGGACUACCACCUGAUGGAUGCCUUUAUUUCUGCUGUGGCCAACAACGAUCCGUCCAUGAUUCGAUCCGGUCCUGAGGAGACACUGAUGAGCCAUUUGCUUGUGUUUGAGGCUGAGCGAUCGAGAGUGGAGGGCAGGGUGGUGCACUGUGGCAGCUGUAGCCAGAGCUAG
Messenger RNA from Menidia menidia (Atlantic silverside), 1416 nucleotides. The record is from the annotation of a GenBank genome assembly. NCBI's taxonomy places the organism in Eukaryota, Metazoa, Chordata, Actinopteri, Atheriniformes, Atherinopsidae.